This is a messenger RNA of Octodon degus (degu), 2502 nucleotides long. It is a transcript of the gene Tbl3, whose product is annotated as transducin beta like 3. The record is from RefSeq and is a predicted model, not a curated record. Gene Ontology annotation, biological process: endonucleolytic cleavage to generate mature 5'-end of SSU-rRNA from (SSU-rRNA, 5.8S rRNA, LSU-rRNA); endonucleolytic cleavage in 5'-ETS of tricistronic rRNA transcript (SSU-rRNA, 5.8S rRNA, LSU-rRNA). Gene Ontology annotation, molecular function: U3 snoRNA binding; protein binding. The coding region runs from base 75 to 2477 and encodes 800 amino acids. Lineage: Eukaryota; Metazoa; Chordata; Mammalia; Rodentia; Octodontidae. Gene Ontology annotation, cellular component: small-subunit processome; nucleolus; 90S preribosome. The transcript is spliced from 22 exons.
GCUUGGAGUGGCACGCCGCGUUCCGUCACGCGGCGGUGGUGUAGGAUCCAGAGGACACAGAGCUUGGCAGUAAUAUGGCUCAAAGCGCGACCGGAGUGAGCCGCUUUAAAGCCAACUAUGCUGUGGAGCGCAAAAUCGAGCCUUUCUACAAGGGCGGGAAAGCACAGCUCGACCAGACAGGCCGACACCUCUUCUGCGUCUGUGGUACCAGAGUCAAUGUUCUAGAUGUGGCCUCUGGGACUGUACUACAGAGCCUAGAGCAGGAGGACCAAGAAGACAUCACUGCCUUUGACCUCAGUCCUGAUGAUGAGGUGCUGGUGACAGCCAGUCGAGCACUGCUGUUGGCUCAGUGGGCUUGGCGAGAAGGUAGUAUUACCCGUCUGUGGAAAGCAAUACACACAGCCCCUGUGGCUACCAUGGCCUUCGAUCCCACGUCCACACUGCUAGCCACAGGGGGCUGUGACGGGGCUGUGCGUGUCUGGGAUGUUGUCCGGCACUACGGAACACACUACUUCCGGGGAUCAUCUGGUGUCGUGCAUUUGGUGGCCUUCCACCCGGACCCCACUCGCCUGCUGCUCUUCUCCUCAGCUGCAGAUGCUGCUAUUCGCAUGUGGUCACUGCAGGACCGCUCAUGCCUGGCCAUGCUGACUGCCCACUAUAGUGCUGUCACAUCCCUGGCCUUCAGUGCUGACGGCCACAGUAUGCUGAGCUCUGGCCGUGACAAGAUCUGCAUUGUCUGGGACCUUCAGAGCCACGAGGCCACUAAGACUGUGCCUGUGUUUGAGAGUGUGGAGACUGCUGUGCUGCUACCUGAGGAGCCAGCUCCUGCACUGGGUGUGAAGAACUCAAGCCUGCAUUUCCUGACAGCUGGUGACCAAGGCAUACUACGUGUGUGGGAAGCAGCUUCUGGGCAGUGUGUGUAUACCCAGCCACAGCUGCCAGGCCCAGGGCGAGAGCUGACCCACUGCUCCCUGGUCCACGCUGCUAACCUGCUCCUCAGUGUCACUGCCGACCACAACCUGAUGCUCUAUGAAGCAUGCUCCCUACAGCUGCAGAAACAGUUUGCAGGCUAUAGUGAGGAAAUUUUGGAUGUCCGGUUCCUUGGGCCCAAGGACUCCCACAUUGUUGUGGCUUCCAACAGCCCCUGCCUGAAAGUUUUUGAGCUACAAACAUCAGCUUGCCAGGUCCUCCAUGGCCAUACAGACAUUGUCCUGGCCCUGGAUGUGUUUCGGAAGGGGUGGCUCUUUGCCAGCUGUGCCAAGGAUCAGAGCAUUCGCAUCUGGAGAAUGAACAAGGCUGGCCAGGUGUCCUGUGUCGCUCAGGGUUCUGGACACACACACAGUGUGGGCACUGUCUGCUGCUCCAGGCUGAAGGAAUCCUUUCUGGUGACAGGCAGCCAGGACUGCACUGUGAAAUUGUGGCCCCUCCCUGAAGGCAUGCUGUCCAAGAGCAUGGCCCCAGACAGCGACCCCAUCCUUCUACAGGCCCAGGCCACCCAGCGCUGUCAUGACAAGGACAUCAACAGUGUGGCUAUUGCUCCCAAUGACAAGCUGUUGGCCACAGGCUCACAGGACCGCACUGCCAAACUCUGGGCCCUGCCACAGUGUCAGCUGGUGGGAAUUUUUUCAGGCCACCGACGUGGCCUUUGGUGUGUUCAGUUUUCACCCAUGGAUCAAGUGCUGGCCACAGCCUCAGCUGAUGGCACCAUCAAGCUCUGGUCACUGCAGGAUUUAAGCUGCCUCAAGACAUUUGAGGGGCAUGAUGCUUCUGUGCUGAAGGUGGCCUUUGUGAGCCGUGGCACACAAUUACUGUCUAGUGGCUCAGAUGGGCUCUUGAAGCUUUGGACCAUCAAGAACAACGAGUGUGUACGGACACUGGACGCCCAUGAGGACAAAGUCUGGGGAUUACACUGCAACCAGAUAGAUGACCAUGCCCUCACUGGUGCCAGCGACUCCCGAGUCAUUCUCUGGAAGGAUGUGACUGAGGCAGAACAAGCAGAGGAGCAGGCCAAGCAAGAGGAGCAGGUAGUCAAGCAGCAAGAACUGGACAACCUGCUCCAUGAAAAGCGAUACCUGCGGGCACUGGGCCUGGCCAUCUCCCUGGAUCGCCCACACACAGUGCUGACAGUUAUUCAGGCCAUUCGGAGGGACCCAGAGGCCUGUGAGAAGCUAGAAGGCACUGUUCUCCGACUGCGGCGAGACCAGAAAGAGGCCCUGUUGCGUUUCUGUGUCAUGUGGAACACCAACUCACGGCAUUGCCAUGAAGCACAGGCAGUGCUGAACGUGCUGCUACAACAUGAGGCCCCUGAGGAGCUGCUGGCCUAUGAGGGUGUACGGGCUGCACUUGAGGCCCUGCUGCCCUACACUGAGCGGCAUUUUCAGAGACUCAGCCGGACACUGCAAGCAGCCACAUUCUUGGACUUCCUGUGGCACAACAUGAAGCUGUCCCCUCUUCCUGCUGCCCCCCCUGCUGUGUGAGACACAUAAAGUGAUACUUUUCCUA